GGGAUGGGAGCGUUGGGUCGGGUCAUCAAUCGAAGCCUGAGGGUCAACGCAUGAACUCAACUCCAACAAGUACGGAUUACAAGACUACACUUCCAUCAUUUCUCAAUCUGUGGGCCCUUGGACUUAAUUCUAUAACAAAGGACCACUCCUGGGAGGUAACCUAAGGCUUUAUUCUUGCAUCACAAUCCGCCCAGGACAACGCCGGGUGAGCUCACAGUUGUGUCUCAAACAUCCUAUCUAGCCAGAGAGAGAGGUGUCUAAUGGUGUUCCACUGACUCCAGUAAGAAGCUAUUCUAGGAUAUCCAAUAGCGGACAGGUGUACCUCUUUGCAAUAACACAGGUGAUCAAGCUUUUGAAUAAACAAUAACACCAAACGUUAAAUUUAGAAAGUCAAACGAGAUUAUAUAUGCAUUAUUACCCAUAUUAAACUAGUUGAAGCCAGUGCCUAAACUUCAAGUUACAAAAUCAAUUCGAUGCUCUAACGACAGCCUUGGACACAUAAUAAAUUUAUGAUGCAUCUUAAGCACAAGACCACUGGGCCAUUCUUCGCUGCCACGUGAGAAGGAUAUUGUUUCACUAUCAGAUAUCAGGAAGCGCUCUUGGCGAGUCAUUGUUCUACAUGAAAUCUUAAACUUCGUCCAAGAGAUCAAGGCAGACGUGACAGGGAUACGACAUGAUAUCUUCAAGUGUUUCAUUCAUUGGGGAACACUAGCAUCCGAGGUUAUAAUCUUUUCUUACAAACUAAGUUUACAUGGUUUGAAAAAUCUGCAACAUCUGGGUUUAUAUGUUUUAAGCAAGGCUAAUAUUAGUGCAGCAUCAUCCCAAGUGUUUUCAGAUAUCUGAAAGUAUACACUGAUACGUUGACUUGAUUUCAUCUUAAAGACUGGCAUUCAUGUUUUUGACUUGAAGGAGUGCACCAUCCAUCGCUGAUGUCAGAUUAUUAAGUGGGUCGAAGAAUCGGGAUUUUCAGCUGUGAUUUCUGUCUGGUGCAGCAUCCUUGAAGCUGACAGCAAAUGUCUUGUUUGGAGUGGACAAUGACCUCCUGACAUACGGGUAACCACCCUCCCACCGACCACGAACAGAACAACAUGGGGUGCCCUUGGAGCCAGAGCAAAUGCUCCGGCGGGCAGGCGGCGUCCCUGGAGUUUUCCAGCAACGGAAGCGUCAGCAAGACACAGAUGAAGGACAACGCUCCGCACUACCUGAAGUCAGAAACAGACAGGGCCAAGGACUUUCAUAAGUUGCACAUAGAUCCGAGGGUCCCACUGAGCAACCAGCAGGCCUUCAAACUGUUGCAGUCGUGGCGAGGCAUUACCAGGAAGAUGGGAGAUGCAGGCGUGGAGAUGUUCGUACAGUUGUUCCGCAGUAAUUCUGAACUUCAGGCCAUGUUCAAAGGAUUUAAAGACAUCAAGACGGAUAGUGAGUUACGGUCAAACGAGGCGCUAGAGAACCACGCCACCCUGGUGAUGACCACCCUGGACGAUGCCAUCACACACAUAGAUAACUACGAAUACGUCAAGGACCUACUUUACAGGACGUCAGCGACACACACAAAGUUUACGGGGUUUCAACCAGCAUACUUCAUGCAUGUAAAAGAGCCAUUCUUAGAAGCAGUGCGGGUGACGCUGGGCGACAGGUACACAGACAACAUGCAAAACAUCUACACCAUUGCCAUCACCUACGUCCUGCAGACUCUGAAGGAAGGCAUGGAAGAGGCGCUCAAGUAGAAACAUCCCCCUCCACAAGCCCUCAUUGCUCUCUGAAUGCUGGACUCCGACAUGGGAGGGCUGCCGUGGCGCAUCUACAGGAGCGCCCCCCCCCCUACCCUUCAGUUCCAUCUUCCUCUUUUGCAGGUGGUGCCCUGUUUGUUAACACGACAUCUGCCUUAUGUUAUGAUAUCAACUGACACACAAACAUACAAACAUACAAACACGUAUUCAUACACAAACACACACAGACGUCAUCAUAGUGGAGGUCACGUCGACUUUAACCUCAUUAUGCUUCAUUGAUUUUUCUUUUUCUUUUAUUUGCUGUAAAAAUAAUAAAAAAACGAUUGACUGACCUUUGACCUGGAUGGAAACAUUGUGCAUCAUGUGACUAUAUUUUUGUUUUGUUAAUAUAGUGAUCCACCUUUUUGUUUUGGAUGGCCUGCAAUUUAGUUUCCACUUAGUCGAGUGUAUCUUUUGUUUUUCUUUUAAAACCAAAAUUUGUUGUGGUGUGAGUGUGUUUGAGGACUACUCACGAUAUAUCGAAGACUUAAUAAUUAGAUGAUUGAAUGGUUAGAUGACUGAAUGGUUAGAUGACUGAAUGACUAAAGGAUCGGAAGAGGUUCUGAUUGUAGACCCCAGUGCUUGUCUUUGGACGAAAGUGUUCUUAGCUGUAUACAAGAGUUUGCCUUAGUGAACGAAGAGCUAUAUUUAGAUCUGCAGCAAUAGUUGCUCCCCUUUCAGGAAGUGAUACAUGAACAGAGCGGACUUACAAAGUGUAGAUCUUUUCUCGUUUCAAUGUCUUUUUUGUUUUUGUUUCAAACUGCCCCACAUACUGGGAGGUCUUGACCUAAGUCUGCAUGAGCUUUUGUUUAUAAAUAUUUAUAUAACUAUAUUAUGCAUAUACAUAUGUUUGUAAUCUAUUGUUUGUAGAAAAAAAAUAGCUGUUAUACGAUUGGCCCAUCCGUGUGUCACUGAAAGACGAUUGGCUCAUCUGUGUGUCACUGAAAUACGAUUGGCUUAUCUGUGUGUCACUGAAAUACGAUUGGCUCAUCUGUUUUUCCCUGAAAGACGACUGGCUCAUCCGUGUGCCACAGAACUUCCUGUCGUGUCUCCUUGUAUCAGUGAGAGCGCGUGCUAGAAAGUAUCAUUUGAUCUUGUAUAUUAUUAUUAUUAUCAUUAUUAUUUUAUUUUUAUUUCGUUGGUUCUCUUCAACCUGUACAAAGUCCAACUCAACAUACUUCAUUCUUUAGUUGUACUCGAAGUAACUGUAAAGCAAGAGAAUAAAAAACUGAUGGUUUAGAUCUGUACCUGA
This is a messenger RNA of Biomphalaria glabrata, 3021 nucleotides long. Its product is annotated as neuroglobin-like. NCBI's taxonomy places the organism in Eukaryota, Metazoa, Mollusca, Gastropoda, Planorbidae. The record is from RefSeq and is a predicted model, not a curated record. Bases 1089 to 1727 code for a protein of 212 amino acids. The transcript is spliced from 5 exons. Gene Ontology annotation, molecular function: heme binding; oxygen binding.